Molecule: messenger RNA, 1569 nt
Organism: Anastrepha obliqua
Lineage: Eukaryota; Metazoa; Arthropoda; Insecta; Diptera; Tephritidae
Gene: Adgf-D
Product: adenosine deaminase 2
Exons: 8
Coding region: 30-1535 (501 amino acids)
Biological process (GO): inosine biosynthetic process; adenosine catabolic process
Molecular function (GO): adenosine deaminase activity
Source: RefSeq, a predicted model, not a curated record
UUUUAAUAAUAAUCAAAAUAUAUUACAAAAUGUGCAAAAUAUCUUUGCUGUGGUUGUUAAUUGGCUUAUCCGUACUGUUUGCCAUCGAGUGUGCAGAAAUAUCCUAUGACACGCUUCGUAACAAAAUCAUCGAUGCUGAACGCUCAGUCGCAGUUGGUGGCAAUAUUUGGUUAACAUCGGCGGAAGACAAAGCCAACAGCAUACUAAUGAAUGCCAAACGGGCAGAGAUAGCCGAAGGCUUAAAGACGCCCGAAAAAUUUCCACCCGCAAUGCAUUUCUUCCAGGGCAAACAGUACCUGCGCCAAAGCGAAGUAUUUCGUAUUAUGCAAAAGUUACCCAAGGGUGCGCUGCUGCAUGGACACAAUACGGGCAUGGUCAGUUCACGUUGGAUUAUUAGCAAUUUAACCACCCUGUAUAACCUGUAUACCUGCCGCGAUGUGAACGGACUGCUGAUGUUCACCUAUGAGCAGAACAAAUGUCACAGUGAAGUGCAAAAUGUUUGCUUGGAACGCAUUAACGCCGAGGAUCGCCGACUGUACGAACGACAACUGGAGAAACAUAUUAACAUGUACACUGUACAUCCGGAAUCUAUGAUUACGGAUAAACGCAAGAUUUGGCAACGUUUCCACAACAUUUUUAAGAGUGUAGAGAACUUUUACAGUUAUCAACCGGCAUUCUGCAACUACCACAAGCGAUUGCUGGAAGAACUAUGUGAGGAUAAUAUAUUCUAUGCGGAAUUGAGAUCACCUCUAACGCCGCUAUAUGGCGACAACAAUCGAACAUUCAAUGCGCUCGAAGUAGCCAACGAAAUGGAAGCUAUCGUGGAGGGCUUUAAGGCGCGGCACCCUGACUUUGUGGGCCUUAAGGUCAUCUAUACAAAGCCAAAUCAAGCGUCCGUGGAUGAAAUGGCACAACACUUAACAACUUUUAAGCAACUGCAUGAUGCCAAGCCAAACUUCAUUAUUGGUUUUGAUUUGAUUGGCCAAGAAGAUGCCGGUGAUCCGCUGCACAAAUUCGUCAAUGAAUUAACAGAUAUGCCAGCAACUGCCAAUUUUUUCUUUCACGCUGGCGAAACAAAUUGGUUUGGAAAAACCGAUUGGAAUCUCAUGGACGCGCUACUGCUGAACACGAAACGCAUCGGUCAUGGCUACGCACUGCCAAAACAUCCAAACAUUUGGUCAACCGUCAAAAAACGCAACAUUGCCAUCGAAGUUAGUCCGAUUUCAAAUCAAGUAAUGGGUCUUGUUUGGGAUUUGCGGAACCACCCGGCCACAUUUUUAAUAGCCGAAAACUUUCCAGUUGUCAUAACGGCCGAUUAUCCAGGCAUGUGGAACUCGAAAGGGCUGAGUUAUGAUUUCUACUACACCUUUAUGGCGCUGGCGCCUGCUGAAGCUGACCUGCGGUUUCUCAAACAGCUCGCUUUGAAUUCAAUAAAGUACUCCAUCUUAACGUCAGAGGAGCGCCGCAAAAUGAAUCGCGUUUUCCAGAAGAAAUGGGAGGAGUUUAUUUACAAUGUGAUUAAUUUGAAAUUCUAAAUCAACGUUUUUAUUCGUUAAGUAAUAUAAUAUU